UGCCACCUAAAAAGAUUUAGUAAUUUACUGGUUAAUUACUUAUGUUCAGUGUAAGAGGUGGGUGAUCAAUUAGACUGUUGUUGUUACACUUAACCUUUCAAGAUACGAUGAUAAUAACAUUGUUCAACAAAGGCUUAAAACAAAAGGAAAUCAGCUGUGUACUCAAUUCAUAUGGGCAUAAAAUAAGUGAGAGGCAUCUGAGACGAGUUUUAAAACUUCUAGGGUUGAAGCGAAGAUGCCCCCAACGACCUUUUACUGAAAUCCACAAAGCAGUGGAGAGUGAGAUGAAACAGUGGUCUCCUGAACAAGGAAUCAGGGCAAUGGUAAAGCGGGUAAGGGAUGUCAGAGGAGUGCGGCCUUGUUACAGAGACGAUGUUGCUAAUAUAAUGAGGGAUAUGGAUGCAAGUGGUCUUCAGAGGAGAUCUCCUGGAAAGAAGAAAAUUCCCCGUCGGAAUUACAUCAGCCGUGGUCCAAAUGACACCUGGCACAUUGAUGGCAAUGAUAAACUGAAGUUCUUUGGAAUGUGGAUACAUUUGGGGAUUGAUGGAUUUUCCAGGAAGGUUCUAUGGCUAAAGGUGGGCACAUCCAACCGCAAACAAAACUUUGUGGCCAGAUACUUCUUUGAGGCUGUUCAAGAACAGGGUGGCUGUCCUCAAAUGAUUCGGGGGGACAGAGGAAAGGAGAACCUUGUUGUGGGUCAAAUGCAGAUGGCAUUUCACAUGCGAGAUCUUGGGAAUCAGGCAUGGAGGUGCUUCAGAAUGGGGACAUCAGUGCACAACCAGAGAGCUGAAUGUUUUAACAGUAUUUUAAAGCGGACAUGGAUUAAGAAAUGGCUGACAACAUUUGAGGCCAUGAUGGAGUCUGGGAUCCUUGAACUGGACAAUCCUGUGCACAUGUAA
Messenger RNA from Pelmatolapia mariae (spotted tilapia), 899 nucleotides. RefSeq lists its product as uncharacterized. NCBI's taxonomy places the organism in Eukaryota, Metazoa, Chordata, Actinopteri, Cichliformes, Cichlidae. The record is from RefSeq and is a predicted model, not a curated record. The transcript is spliced from 9 exons. The coding region runs from base 108 to 899 and encodes 263 amino acids. Gene Ontology annotation, molecular function: nucleic acid binding. Gene Ontology annotation, biological process: DNA integration.